AUGUUCACUCUUGAACCCGCUCUAGAAGCUCUUUCCGACUCGGACUCGGCGCUUCGUGGUGCAAAGGAUGCCGUUGUCCUCACUGAGACGGCCUACCUGAGCGAUGAGGCACAGGAGACCUCUGGACCUUCGAGUGAUUUUGCAGUUGAAGACAAUACAGUAUGCAUUGUUGGCAUGGCUUGCCAUCUCCCUGGUGGAAUCACCUCGCCAUCAGGGCUUUGGGACUAUGUCUACAACAAGAAGUCCGCUCAAUGCACUGUACCGCUGGAUCGGUACAAUAUUGAAGGCUUCUACCACAAGGACGGCAGCAGGGCUGGUGUGAUGAACGUAGACGGCGGAUACUUCAUCCAAGAAGAUGUCCGCAACUUUGAUGCCUCGUUCUUUGGUAUCAACAACCUCGAGGCUUCAUAUAUGGAUCCUCAACAGCGGAAGCUGCUUGAGGUUGUGUAUGAGUGCUUUGAGAAUGCUGGUCUGUCGAUGGAAGACGUGUCCGGCUCGAACACGGCGGUGUUUGUGGGCAACUUUACGGUGGAUUAUUCGGUCAUGCAAUCUCGUGAUACAGAUUAUGUGCACCGCUUGGCCGCUACGGGUGGCGGUACGUCAAUCAUGUCGAACCGCAUCAGCCACGUCUUCAAUCUCCAUGGCCCGAGUUUCACUCUGGAUACUGCCUGCUCAUCAACCAUCUACGCUCUUCACCAGGCCGUCAAUGCCAUUAAGAAUGGAGACUGCGACUCUGCCGUUGUUGCGGGAGCCAAUUUGAUUACGUCUCCUGAACAGCACUUUGGAACAGCAAAAGGCGGCUUCCUUUCUCCCACUUCCGCCUGUCACACGUUCGACAUAUCGGCAAAUGGCUAUGCUCGUGCAGAAGCCCUCAAUGCGAUUUACGUUACAAGGCUCUCAUCUGCGAUCAAGAGUGAACGCAAGAUUCAUGCCGUCAUUCGUGGAACGGCCAUCAAUGCCAACGGCAAGACUCCAGGAAUUACUCUACCGGAUGCCAAGAUGCAGGCAGCAGUUAUCAGGAAGGCCUACCAGAACGCAGGGCUUUCGUUUGCUGACACCGAUUAUGUUGAGUGUCACGGAACUGGGACUCCGGUUGGCGAUCCAAUCGAAGUGGAUGGAAUCGCGGCCUGUUUUGCAGGCCGCGAGGGCGAGCCUCUGAGAAUUGGAUCGGUCAAAACGAACAUGGGCCACAGUGAAGCAGCCAGCGGAUUGACAUCUAUCAUCAAAGUUGCUCUUGCUUUUGAGCACGGCGUGAUUCCACCCACUUAUGGUGUGAAGAACUUGAACCCCAAGUUGAGACUCAAAGAGCGCAACAUGAAGGUGCUGACCGAGGUUGAGGCAUGGCCCAGGGCACUUCGUCGGGCCGGCGUCAACUCCUUCGGCUAUGGAGGUGCCAACGGCCACGUUAUCCUCGAAUCCAUUGACAGCUACUUUGUCGGUUCACUGGUCUCAUCUCCUACCUUGAGGAGCCUGCCCCCUCCCCAUGAAUCAGACAAGGACCAGGUGUUCGUACUGCCGUUUUCCGCCUCAUCAAGCAAGUCGCUAGAAGCUCGCCGCAGACAGGCCAUCGAGAUGUUGGAAAAGACCGAGGCCAACGGUUUGAAGCCACUCGCUAUUGCAAUAAGCAAACGGCAGACCAAGAUGCGCCUUCGGGACUACAUUCUUGCUUCCGCAAAGCCCGGCUCUCAACCGACCCCGUUAGAGAUGGCUGACGUUGGCGACAAGGCCAGCCCCAGCGCACAGCCUCUCCCAUUUGGCUUUGUCUUUACUGGUCAAGGUGCUCAGUAUGCCAACAUGGCCAAGGAACUCGUUGAGCACGACGCCGGGUUUUUGGCAAGUAUGCGGGAUCUCGACGAAGUCCUGCAGAGCCUGCCUGCGGAGUACAAGCCUUCCUGGACAUUAGAGCAGACGAUCCUUGAUAAACCAUCAGAGAGCAAGAUCAACGACGUGACUCGCAGCCAGCCGGUUUGCACCGCCGUCCAGAUUGCUCUUGUCAAUACGCUCCGCAGUUGGGGCGUCACUCCAACAAGUGUUAUUGGCCAUUCCUCUGGCGAGAUUGCUGCUGCGUACAGCGCCGGACAUCUAACUGCGUCCGAGGCCAUCCUGGCGGCGUAUUUCCGAGGCUUUUCUGUUGGACAGCUGCAGUCUCGUGGCUGCAUGAUGGCCGCAGGAAUCACACCAGAGAGCGCCAAUGCAUUGAUUGAGAAGCUUGGCCUAAAGGAAGUACGAGUUGCUUGCGUGAAUGCUCCGGAGAGCGUUACGCUCAGCGGUGCUGUCAAGGAUGUCGAUGCUCUUCAGUCAGAGCUUCGGACAGAGGGCAAGUUUGCUCGCAAGCUUGAGACUGGAGGCCGCGCUUAUCACUCUCAUAUGAUGGCUGAGAUUGGCGACAUGUAUGAAGCGCUGGUUUCUCCCUAUCUCACCACCAAGUCUGUUGCGGAAUCAGAUGUCACCAUGUUUUCUACUGUUGGUCACUCAUCUGGCGGCGUGAAAGUCAUUGAGCCGAGGACCAACAUGGCAUCCUAUUUCCGAAAGAACCUUGAGCAACCGGUACAGUUCAGCGCGGGACUGGCCACCAUGAUCACCAGUCAGAAGCAUCACCUGAUCGAAAUUGGCCCUCAUUCGGCUCUCAAAGGCCCUAUCCAGCAGAUUCGCAGCAGUACCAAGCUCGACAAGGAAGCUGUUCCUUACUCUCCCACUCUGGUCAGAAAGGAGAAUGCCUACGUGUGCCUAAAGAAGCUUGCGGGAACGCUCUUCUCGUAUGGCCACAACUUGGACUGGCACGCUGUGAACGGCGUCGUGCGGUAUCGUGCGCUCCCUACUCCGCCCCUGGCCUCUUAUCCCUGGGACUACUCCAAGCCCUUGCCAUGGCACGAGCCCCGAGCCAGUGUUGAGCAUCGUCUUCGAAAACAUAUCCGCCAUGAGCUGCUUGGGACGCGGGCGACGGCUGGCAACGGCAUUGAAUGGUGUUGGCGCAACAUCCCCCGCAUGUCCGAGAUGUCGUGGUUGCGCGAUCACAAGCUCGGCGAGACGCAGGUUGUUCUUCCAGGGGCAGCUUACAUGGCAAUGGCAAUUGAAGCCCUCUCCCAGGUCCAGGAUAUCAAGGGCGAGCUGAUUGCUGGAGAAGAAUUCUCUUUUGACUUUGAGAACGUAAAUAUCAGCGCAGCAUUUGUUGUGCCUGAUGAGAGCGACUCCAGUGCUGAUAGUACUGAGCUUCACACGGUCAUGUCUCGACGCAAGAUCUCAACCGCAAACACUUCUGCUGACUGGCACGAGUUUUCGAUAUCUUCUUGGGUAUCCGGGGUUGCAACGCUGCACUGCAUGGGCAGCAUUCGAGUUGUCAACCCAACACUGAUGCCUGAAGACGGAGCUGUCCUUAUCAAAGACAACGGGCAUGAGGUCUGGGGCAUGAGUCGCUGGUAUACAAAAGCAAGGGAAGAAGGCCUCAACUUUGGACCCUCGUUCCAGUCACUGACCAGCCUUCAUACUGACGGUAACCGCGUAUCAACGGAUUCUAUUGCCACGACGCUCCUUGAUCCGCCGUCUGCAGCUUCCCCUGGCAUGUUUUACGCCAUGCAUCCCAUUACAAUUGACGCUUGCUUCCAGGCUGCCAUCAUGGGAGGUACCGCCGGGAACAUCAACACCCUACGGGCCUAUGUUCCCGUCUUCAUCUCCAGCUGUUCGAUCCAGAUCCCCAAGGGCGGUUCUGCCAGCCUCGGCACUGAGGAGGUCAGAAUCCACUCACGCAUGGAAAAGACGGGGAUUUCUACUCGAGCAGUUGCAUUCACACUUCGACUUCCUGAUGGCACGCCGGCCAUUGAUAUGCCCCAUCUGCGCAUGAAUGCAUAUACAGGCAAGGCUCCUGUUGAGCCUGAGUCGAGCAUCUACCUCCAGCGUCAGCCCUGUCUUCGUGUCCAAUGGAAGCCCGAUGUGUUACGUCUUCAGCCAGGAUCAGAAAACGCUAUCCAAGCAUACAUCGCCUCUUUUGCAGCUGAGCAAUCGGAGGAUUUGAACGACAAUGGCGCCCUUGUUGUCUUUGCUGCUUUGCUCGACCUCUACGGUCACAAGGUUCCUCGCAUGAGCGUGCUGGAGCUGGGUCAAGAACGUCAUUGGACUCCCAAGGAUUGUCAGUCGAUUCUGGGUAAAGAUACCGCCUUCCCACGAUUCCAACUAUGGAACGAUGGAAAGUUUGGCGAUGACGGCAGAAUUACCGUCGAGGACACCAGAUACCCUGGCCCUUAUGAUGUCGUUCUGAUUCCUCAUCUUUCAGUCUCCAGGAUGCUCUGGGCCAGAGCGGCGGCCAACAUCCUGUCUUUGGUUUCUGACGAUGGCAUUAUCAUCACCCGCAAGACGAAAGGCGCCGUUUCAGCUUUGCAUGCUGCGGGCUUUGUCUCUGUGCAACUCUCCAACGAGACUCUCAUUGCCGUGCGUGGCCCCAAGCAAACAGAGCAGCAAACCAAGGAGGUGGUCAUUGUCAAGCCCAACCGAUCUUCUUCAUCAAUAGAUCUUCUGGCAACGGCCGUGGAGGCUCACCUGAGAGAAACAGGCGUUGUGAAACUGAGUACCGAAACCCUCGACAGCAUUGACUCGGUCAACCUCAACGAGCACGUCACCUGCGUGUCUUUUCUAGAGAUGGAGCAUGAAUUCCUCGCCACAAUGAGCAGCGAGGACAUGGACCGCUUCCGCAAGAUUACGGAUAACGUUGGCUGUCUCUUGUGGCUGACGGGAGCCAAUAUGCUCUCUGCUCCCAAUCCGGACCUCACAUUGUCCAGUGGCCUCUCUCGCGCCCUGAUGCUCGAACAGCCAGCGCUGCGAUAUACUAUUCUGGACGUUGGUGCGGAUUUGCCCAAGCUCAACCACACAGAGUCCAUCUGCAAAAGCGUUACAGCGGUUUUGACAUGUCGGUAUGAUACGGACGACAAAGAAUUCAUCCAGAAGGACGGAGUCCUCUACAUCAGCCGCUUCGCCCCCGAUGUCGAACUCAACGCUCUCUUCCGCCAGCGCAUGAGUCCAGACGCAAUGAAGCUCGUCCCCCUUGGACAAGUUGGUCCGGCAAAGCUAUCCAUCGGCCAAGUUGGCAUGACGGAUACCAUUCACUUCCAGCAAGUCUCUGAGCGGAGAACCACACCUCCGGCAGGGUUCGUUGACGUUGAGCUCCGUGCCGUGGGCCUCAACGCAAAGGACAUAUACGCCCUCAACGGCCGUGCGGAAACUCGCUCCGCCACGACGGCGCUCGACUUCGGAGGCGUCAUCUCCGCAGUUGGGCCGGAUGUCGAGCAUCUCAAAGUGGGAGACAGAGUCGCUGGCUUUGUUCCCAACCACUUCAGCACGACGGAGCGCGUUCCUGUGCAGGCUGUACACAAGAUGCUGCCGGAGGAGGAGUUUACCGUCUUGCCGACUCUCCUGACGGUGUACUGCACUGCUCUUGUCGCCCUCAAAGACCGAGCGCAUCUUCGAGCUGGCGAAUCCAUCCUGAUUCACUCUGGAGCCGGUGCCUUUGGUCUUGCCGCCAUCACCAUGGCCAAGCAUAUGGGUGCCACCGUCUUUGCAACGGUCGGCUCACAAGCAAAGCGCGACUAUAUCAUCAACGAGAUGGGCGUGCCGUCUGAAAACAUCUUUCACUCGCGCAACGCCUCUUUCAUGGACGACAUACUGGCGGCCACCGGUGGUCGAGGCGUCAACGUCAUUGUCAACUCCCUCGUCGGCGACCUCAUGCACGCUUCUUGGUCUUGCAUUGCGCCCUUUGGACGCUUUGUCGAGAUUGGCAAGCGAGAACUCAUCGACGCAGGCAAGCUUGACAUGCGUGUCUUUUUGAAAAAUGCGACAUUUACGGCUUUUGACUUAUCCGAGUUCUUCUACGCAGAAGAGAGCUAUUACCAGGACGUGGUGUACGGCUACACUGCCCAAGUAAUCGACAUGUAUCGCGCCGGCAUCAUCAAGCCUUCGCCUAUUGCAACGUUUGACGUUGCCGAUAUUGGCCAAGCUUACAGAUACUUUGGCAACAAGGACCGUGUGGGCAAAGUUGUCAUUUCGCUGGAGAAUCCCAACAGCCUGGUCCAAGUCGUUCCCUCAUCAUAUCAGUCCGUCUUCGAUCCUCAAAAGACGUAUCUACUCGUGGGCUGCCUUGGUGGCCUCGGCCGCAGCCUCAGUCGAUGGAUGAUGUCUCGCGGCGCACGCAAGUUCUGCUUCCUCGGACGUUCGGGAUGCGAUAAGCCCAGUGCCGCUGAGUUGGUGAAGCGUCUCCGUGAUGCCGGCGCCAACGUGACUGUCGUCCGUGGCGAUGUCUCCAACGAGGAUCAUGUUCGUGAGGCUGUUGCGGCUUGUGCAAAGGAUGGUCCCAUUGGCGGCGUUGUUCAAGCCGCCAUGGGUCUCAGCGAAGCGCUCUUCUCUGUCAUGACGAACAAGGCAUGGCAUACAGGUAUCCAGCCCAAGUGGAAGGGCUCUUGGAAUCUGCACAACGCUCUAGAGGGCCAUGAUUCGCAGCUUGACUUCUUCCUCCUGACGUCGUCCAUCUCCGGCAGUUGCGGCACGGCCACGGAGAGCAAUUACUGCUCGGCCAACGGCUUCCUCGACUCCUUUGCCAGGUGGCGACGCUCUCAAGGAAAGCCUGCUGUCUCUGUUGGCCUCGGUAUGAUAUCAGAGGUUGGCUACCUCCACGAGAAUCCGGACAUUGAGGCCAUGCUGCUUCGAAAGGGAAUCCAGCCGCUCAACGAGGACGAGUUCCUGCAAGUGCUUGACUAUGGCAUCUCCGGCCCCGGCAGUGACGGCGAGUUUAUCCGCGGCGCCCCCAUGACGAGCGAGUCUGCUCACAUCUUGACUGGUCUGGAGUCGUAUGGCGUCCGCAAGCUCAUGGCCCAGGGCUUCGAAGUCAACAACGGCGUCAUGGAUGAGUCUCGCACAUCCAUCCUUGCCGCCUCUCUGCUCUCAGAGAAGGAUGCGAAAGAGGACGAGAAGGGUGCUGAUGUGGGCCAGCUCCUCGCUGCCUCCGAAUGGGUCAAAGAUGUGCCUAAAAGCGCGCUGUCUAUCCUCAUGCCCGAGGCCAGUGCACCCACUAUGCUGGAGGCUAUCCUGCGCCUCACCAAGAAGCGCUUCAGCAACUUGAUUUUGAUGCAGCUAGAUGCGGUCGACGACAGCGCCCCUCUGCCUUCGUUCGGCGUCGACAGUAUGCUUGCCGCAGAGUUCAGGACCUGGUUCUUCAAUACGUUCAAGGUUGAUGUACCGUUUCUUGACAUUGUCAGUCCGCAAAAGUCUUUGCGUACGCUGGCGGAGUUUGUGGAGGAGAAGCUUAUUGCCAGCUGGUCUGGUUGA
Messenger RNA from Trichoderma reesei QM6a, 7305 nucleotides. Its product is annotated as polyketide synthase. Gene Ontology annotation, biological process: secondary metabolite biosynthetic process; fatty acid biosynthetic process. The coding region runs from base 1 to 7305 and encodes 2434 amino acids. The transcript has 6 exons. Gene Ontology annotation, molecular function: 3-oxoacyl-[acyl-carrier-protein] synthase activity; fatty acid synthase activity; oxidoreductase activity. Lineage: Eukaryota; Fungi; Ascomycota; Sordariomycetes; Hypocreales; Hypocreaceae. The record is from RefSeq and is a predicted model, not a curated record.